GGAAUUCACUGUCUGUUUCUCCAGAUUGCAGAAGAGGAGAAGCAAGCACCCAGAACGAGCAGAUGUGAGCUGGACUACACAGAGAAUAACCAGCUUCAGUAGAGACGAAAACCUUUGAUUAUACUAAAAUGUGGCAGCCAGCGACAGAGCGAUUGCAGCACUUCCAGACGAUGCUGAAGACCAAGCUGAACGUUCUGACACUGAGGAAGGAGCCGUUGCCCACAGUGAUAUUCCAUGAGCCGGAGGCCAUCGAGUUGUGCUCUACCACGCCGCUCAUGAAGAAAAGCACCCAUAACGGCUACAAGGUGACAUACCUUGGCAAGGUGACCAUCUCAGGGACCCAGUUCCUGUCGGGCUGCACAGAGUCGGCAGUGGUGGGCCUGUGGGACCGUCGUGCACUGGCCCAGGAAGAGCACCUCCUUGCCAACUCCCUCCUGGAGAUCCGCCCCUUCCAGGUGCGCCUGCACCACCUGGACGGGCGCGGCGAGGCCUCGGUGACCAUGGACACGUACCAGGUGGCGCGCAUCGCCUACUGUACGGCGGACCACUGCACGAGCCCCAAUGUGUUCGCCUGGAUCUACCGGGAGAUCAAUGACGACCUGACCUUCCAGAUGGACUGCCACGCCGUGGAGUGUGAGAGCAAGCUGGAGGCCAAGAAGUUGGCCCACUCCAUGAUGGACGCCUUCCGCAAGACCUUCCACAGUAUGCGCAGCGAUGGACGCAUCCACAAGAGCGGCUCCUCGGACGAGUUCGCCACCGACGACUCCGCUCCAGAUGACUCCACCCCCGAGGAGGACGGCUGAGCACCAGGGUUACCCCCCCCCCUCCCCCGGUCACAAGCCCGUGAGGGGAGGUGCACAGGGGCAACCGGAGCACUCUCUCUACUCUCUGUCUCUCUCUCUCUCUCACUCUUCUCUGGUUUAAGGAAAAAACAUGGAACUAAAACUGACCACAGACUGAAGGAUGACGAGGAUGUAGUUUUAAAAAGGGGGAAAGGAACAACUUGAGACCAUAUGGGGAAGUGAAACUUAACUAGUGCUGCCUCUUUGGAUAAAUCGGUCCUCAAACAUUUGGAUAGCCAUUGACGCGCCUGAUCUGCCCAUAAGAGAUCAGGGAAUAAUGGUUAUAAGACAGUUACAUUCCCAUCCGACGCUGCAGUCUUCUCCGUCCGUCUGUCUGCGAUGUGCAGAGAAAAUCUGCCUCUUUACAACCACCUCUCGCCCCACCCCGUCCCGGCCCAAUCAAAAGCCCAGAUCACUUCCUAAAAAUCCAGAUCACUGCCUCCCGUUCUGAUUUUUUAACAACAGCACUAUGGAGUUGAGAGUUAUGCCUGUAGCACUGUUAAAUGUGUGGUUUCAAAAAGAAAGCCUUGACUAAUAUAUGUGUGGAAGGUUGCCGGGAGGAGGGAGGUCCUGACAUAUUUAUUAGGCUACGAGAGCGUCAUCCCUUAUCAAUCACAUUUACUUCCUGUUUUGAAGCAUACCAAAAGUGAGUCUUUUAGCUGUGUCUUCUUUGUUGACUUUGUGCCUCACUUCUCACACACCAAGGCUCGUCUCUUAGUCCCGCAGUCCCAAAUGUUGUGUGUGUGUGUGUGUGUAGUCGUCGUGCAUGUGCAUGUGUGUGUGAGGAAUGUGUGAUCUAAGAAAAAGGGUUGUCAGGAGAGAGAGCAUGACCAAUAAUGGCCUAGUAAUCCAACUAGAAGUGUAAAACGUUUCACAGCCGUCCAUAAAGAAUGCCUGAAGCCUCUUGGCCUGUGCUGAAUGUAUUAUAGGUAUGUUGUGCUGCAAGCUCCCUACACCUUUUAGUUACUUCGGUUUUUUUUUAGUACAUUUCUUCUACAUUGUUAUAUGUGGAUUAGGUGCAGUUUAGCAAGGGCCGUUUUCUGUACAGACACCUUAAGGUAACGAUUAUGUCUCGUGGGCUGGAUGCGUGUUGAGUCCAUGAACAGACACACACACACAGCUCAGUUUCACUGUGCUGUCGAAGGGUAAGAGCGGCCAUUUUGGGGCAACUGGAAGCCCCCAUGACACAAGAGCCCCACCCCACCCCCCUUUCUAACAAGACUCUUUUGAAUGGACUGGAUGCUGGUACUCACAGUGGGGUGGGUCAUGUAUUUUGUCUGUUGUGUCUAAAGCCAAUUUUUAUUAAGAUGGCUCUGGUCAGUACGUACAUAUAUAAACAUUGUAUUUGAAACUCAUUCAAUAAGCUUAUGUAAAUACACAAAUGAAGUAUCCGUUUCCAAAUAUUACAGCAUUAAAUGUUGAUAGCUAUUUUAAAUAAACAGCGGGAACAUCAAAGACAGCACCAGUGUUAUAAAGUCAAUUGUGAAUAUGUAGAGUUCCAUAGAAGUGGCUGUCAACAGGGUGUGUGAGCCCAGCGGCUUGACAUGCCAGGAUGACAGGAGGAGAGAAUGUUUAUAAGGCUGUAGAUUACUGUGUCAUGUCUUGUCUGAAGGCUCAGAUGUGCUUUAAAUGUCUGGAAAUGUUACCGUAAGUGUUUUCUAUACAGUAUUUGCAAAGAUAAAGAAACAAUCACAUAUAAACUAUUUACCAAGACUGA
Oncorhynchus keta (chum salmon) is the source of this 2559-nucleotide messenger RNA. RefSeq names its product PTB-containing, cubilin and LRP1-interacting protein-like. Lineage: Eukaryota; Metazoa; Chordata; Actinopteri; Salmoniformes; Salmonidae. Bases 129 to 803 code for a protein of 224 amino acids. Gene Ontology annotation, cellular component: cytoplasm. The transcript has 3 exons. The record is from RefSeq and is a predicted model, not a curated record. Gene Ontology annotation, biological process: negative regulation of insulin receptor signaling pathway; regulation of cell population proliferation; regulation of reactive oxygen species metabolic process.